AUGGAUGAAACCUUGCCCAAAUACACCAUCAGAGAUCUAAUCACUGACGAUGGGGGUGAGGCCCGCGCUGCGCAGACUGUACGUGCCCGCAGAAAAGCCAUGGAAGACUCUAAGCAUGUGUUCUCAAAGAAGGACAUCCUCUUCAUUGUCCUGGCUGCUCUCGCCAUUCUGUGCUUCGGCGGGUUCAUGGUCCCUCUUGCGCCAAAGCUCAGUUCGGGGUCUGAUAAACAGCAAGGGGAUCACCAGGUUCGAGAACGACAUCUGGCAGCGAGAUGUGGCCCUACUGAAACACAUUGGGCAGCCUAUCCGGGUUCGAAGAGUCUCGACACAGUUGCGUCCUCAUUAAUGGAGGCGACCAAGACCACGACUGUGUUUAGUACUGUAACACUUGUAUCGGAUCACUUCUCGACCAUCACAGUGACGGCGAUACUUCCCGAUGCGAAAUCUGUCAUGCCUCAAUCCUCUCUUUCACCGGGACCAAGCUUUCCAGUGAACACGACAACCUCUGGGAAGCAGGAAGGACCAUCGGACAGCUAUAUCUGGACGACGCCCACCACAACAGUGUCAAGCACAACCUCUGACACUGCGAUUGAACCACCAUCCUCGUCGACAGCUCAGUCACCAGUUCCGACUGAAAACGUGCUUACCACAAGUAGUGUCGCGAGCUUCGAAACGGACAAGAAACCCUCGAGCGCGUUCCCAGUCACUGCUUCGUCCAUGGAAAUUGCCUCGAUUCCUGGAGACGCGAGCCUAAGCAAGAUAACAACGGUAGAGCCACCCGCUCCAAGCUCCUUUUCCGCAUUUUCCAUCGAAGCUAACACAUCGCCGGAAGAAUGCUUGGAAGUCUGGUCAAAUACCACCUCCGCUGGGAGUACUAUGUCGCCCCUGGAGUCGGCACCUUCCACGCCUACUUCAAGCUCUCUCAGUGACCCGAUUGUUCAUUCAGUGUCUGCUCCAACAGGUUUGCUAGCUCCACCUUCUACGGUUUACUCGACAGAACUCGUUACUUCGCUAUUUCAACCUGAUUUCCCUCCUCGAUCAACCAGUACGACUAUCGUGGUCGUGAAAGAGGGGACCUCCACCGCUCCAAUUGUGACUCUUGUAGCCACUAAUGGCUAG
Messenger RNA from Lithohypha guttulata, 1119 nucleotides. RefSeq lists its product as uncharacterized. The transcript has a single exon. NCBI's taxonomy places the organism in Eukaryota, Fungi, Ascomycota, Eurotiomycetes, Chaetothyriales, Trichomeriaceae. Bases 1 to 1119 code for a protein of 372 amino acids. The record is from RefSeq and is a predicted model, not a curated record.